UAUUAUAUUAUAUUAAUUCUGUGGUGGAAAUGGGUUUCCGUAGCAAAACAGCUUGUCACAAUAAUAAACAAACUGCCUGUUUCUUUCACUAUCGCUGUAAUAUGUUUUUAAACGUGGAUGUGAACCAACGUUUCUUAAAUUUACUAAAUAAAUACAUAUAAUUAUUGACUCUCACUGUUAUUACUCACUUACAUACGUGAAAUUCCUCCAUAUUUUUUUUUAACUUUGAGGAAGUGUUCAAACGUAUUUCUCAGGGUUUUUCCUGUAUUAUAUUCCCACAAAGCGAUUUUAUCUCAUUAGACAUUAUUCAGUAUUAACCGCACUUUUCUGCACAGAAAUAGAAUAGUUUGUUUCAUCUAAUUUUAUGUGUGAAUAUUUAAAUAAAUAUGUUUAUAUCUUCGUAUUGAUUAAAUUAAAUAUGUUUAUCUGAUAUAACAUGCAUCUUUUGUCCGCAUUUUUGUCUUGUUCCUUCAAGUCCUGCAUGAAACGUUAUCAGUGCGCAUGCGCAUCAACGUCACCUCCACCCGGAAGUGCGCCUGAGAGCGGCAGAGAUGGAGGGAGUUUGAAAUGAUUUUAAUUUCUCUCAAAAUAGAGAUUUUCUGAAUUGAUUUUCGUAUAUGUUGCUGUAACGCGAUGUUUUUAUUCCGCGCAAGAGCUGAAGUCAUAUUUUGAAAAUAACGAUUGAUUGGAUCGGAUCGAUGAUGUCAGCAGAACCUCACAUCCGUGUGGCUCCUGAACCUCUGCGGGUCGAUCCGGUCCGGACCACGGAACUGGUCUGCCCCGAUCUAGACCUGUCCGUCACUCUCACCCCUGAGCGACCAGCGGAGCGACGCCGCCGACAGGUGCGUUUUAAUGUGAGUCCACAGCGCAGCGGCCGUUCGGAGCGGGAUCCCUCCAUCAUCACGGUGAUCCCAGAACCCAGAAAUCCUCAGUCAACAGCCCGCAAACCUCAAAACAAAGACAAACGUCAAGAAUCAGAUGAAGGGAGGAUCCGGGUGACGAGCGGAGAGCUGACGGAUGGGGCGGAGCUAAACACCACCCUGGCGCUGAGGGCGGAGCUUCAAGAGGUGGAGAAUCAGGUGUUUGAUCGUGAGAAAGCCGUGAAAGAGAAACUGCAGAGUUCAAGCCUCACAAAGAACCACAUCAGCAGCAAAGCAGCAGAGGGCCUGAAUUUCCCGCGCUCUCAGCACCUGUACCGGGCCUUAGUCAGCGUCAGCCUAUCACGCGAUCAGCUCAUCAGCCAGGCGCUACAGGAUAGGCCAGCGCUGACCCCGCCCACCGCCGGCCAGACCAAUAAGUUCCCGUCUCAGCCACUAGAGGCUCCUGAUCUGCUGCCGUUCUACAGUCCUGACAAGCUACUCAGAGAGACCCCUCUGUUGCCAGGCGACAGCAUCCCUCUGCCCCGCCCACGGCCUGUACCUAGACCCGCCCACACAACCUUUCACCUACAUCAUCGGCACAAACUCUGGGAGUCAUGAACUCUGUGUGAGAGAGAGAGAGUGUGUGUGUGUGUGUGUGUGUGUGAUUCAUAUUGUAAGCUUUACUGUAUAAUAAUGUGUUUUUUUUAGCCUAACAUGAAUUAAUAUAAUAGCAAUAAAUUUGGGAUUAUUUAAAUGUUAAA
Molecule: messenger RNA, 1621 nt
Organism: Labeo rohita (rohu)
Lineage: Eukaryota; Metazoa; Chordata; Actinopteri; Cypriniformes; Cyprinidae
Gene: ppp1r35
Product: protein phosphatase 1, regulatory subunit 35
Exons: 6
Coding region: 699-1478 (259 amino acids)
Biological process (GO): negative regulation of phosphatase activity
Molecular function (GO): phosphatase binding
Source: RefSeq, a predicted model, not a curated record